Molecule: messenger RNA, 1555 nt
Organism: Coregonus clupeaformis (lake whitefish)
Lineage: Eukaryota; Metazoa; Chordata; Actinopteri; Salmoniformes; Salmonidae
Product: transcription factor HES-5-like
Exons: 2
Coding region: 23-364 (113 amino acids)
Biological process (GO): anterior/posterior pattern specification; regulation of neurogenesis; regulation of transcription by RNA polymerase II
Cellular component (GO): nucleus
Molecular function (GO): DNA-binding transcription factor activity, RNA polymerase II-specific; protein dimerization activity; RNA polymerase II cis-regulatory region sequence-specific DNA binding
Source: RefSeq, a predicted model, not a curated record
UUUACAGCACAGAGAUCCAGCCAUGGCACCUACAAUCACUUCAGAGAUUAAUAACUGUAAGGAGCACCUGACUCUGACAAACAAGCUAAGAAAGCCAGUGGUGGAGAAGUUUCGCAGAGAUCGUAUCAACAACAGCAUUGAGCAACUCAAGUCUCUCCUGGUUCCAGAGAUCCUCAACCAGCAGCCCGACUCCAAGCUAGACAAAGCCGACAUUCUGCAGAUGACAGUGUGCUUAAUGCAACAACAGCAACAGAACCAGCCAGUGAGCUUAUCCUCCUCCUGCUCAGCACCUGUCAAUUAUGUUUACUCCAGGUGUGUCCAAGAGAUUGUUCACUUCCUGUCAAAGGAUGAGGUGACGACAUAGUCCCAGAGAAGACUGCUAUGCCACUUCCAGAGCCUGCAGCCAUCCUCUGAUAAGAACAGCAGGGAGAUUGACCUGCCUCCGCUGAGCUCCCCAGCCCAGCACAGCAUCAGCAAAGAGAAGAGUCCUGUCAACAGCGCCCUCUGGAGGCCCUGGUAGAGUCCUACAGACUGGAGCUCCACUCAGACAAACACAAUGGACCAUGUUGGUCUAAGAUUAUUUUCAUGGACAGUAAUAAGAAUAAUAAGAGAUCUUCUUCUGCUUCUGCAGGAGUUUUUAAAGGUUUGGUGUGAUUGAGACAUUUCAUUUCAGUUGUAGUACGUUUUUCCAAGAAAACAAUCUGAUCGAUAAAAACAAUAUUUUUGUAGUGUUAAUUAAAAUCAUGAUAACCUUUGUUUUGUGAAACGUGUUGGUUACAUUGGUCAUGUCUUUAUAUUCAUGAUCAACAAUAACUUUAAUGGUCCUCCAUGAGAAACGUUAACCCAAAAUUGAUGUUAUAUCAUCAAUCUGUUUGUGAUUAUCUAUGACUGAUCUGUUUUUAAGGUCAAAAUAUGAGAGUUAUUUUUGUUACCACUACAUUUGUGUAGUGAUAUCGUCAUAUUGAUAUUGUAUUGAGCAUCUUCUGUGAAGCAUGUAUUAGUUGUAUAUUUGAUAUUAAUCAACUUGAGCUACAGCAUCAAUGUUCCUCCAGGAGGAUUAUUUACCCAAACUGGGUACUAUACCUGUUUUCAUCACUCUGUGGUUAGCAAUAUUUAAUAUGUUUUAAGAUCAGACUUUAUUUGUGAAAUUGUUGCUCACAUUAUUUGAAUAAUGUGUUUAUUGUAAAUGGGAGAAAAACAUUUAUAAUUGAAAAACCCUUGUUUAUUUUAAACAAUUAUGUUUUAUUUUAUAAAAACAGUAACUGUGUAUCCUAUACUCUGAUAGAGUAUCAUGUCGUGGAGAUUUGUUCAAGUUCUUGUUGUGAUGUUUAAUCACUUUAUUUCUCUUGAAAUAUUUACCUUAAAUUACGGUAUUGAUGGUGUGACUCAUUGAGUCAGUCUGAAUGAAUACACAAAUCAUCAAAUUAAUUAUUAUUGUCUGUUGCUUUAUUAUUUUAUUGACAAAGACAAUCCUCCAACAACAUUACAUGGUUAAAUGACUGAUUAAUGAAAUUCCACAUAGAUUGUGGCUGAUGCAAAAACAAAACAAAAUUAU